UGUAGGAAAGAGACGCAGCAAUUGACAGGAAUUUCGUGCAUUUCCGCGGAAUAACUGGCGGUUCAAACGGCAAACCUACGUACAUAUGCAUGUGUAUUUGUGUUACAUUCGAAAAAUAUCAAAUGCGCGAUCAUGUAUGAAAUUAGCGAGUCAGACAGGAUGUGAACACGCGCGCGAGAUAGAAUGUCAUACAUUUGAACGAGAGCUGUGACGAUCUUAGACGUUCGCGAUUACGUUCCGGCAUUACGCGGGACGGGAGAGGACACGCGCGUCGCGAGAGAUAGUGAUAUGUAAGGCUAUUCAAUUCGUUCAAUCUCAUAAUUCAAUCGCGUUCCUCGACGAAAUCGCGAAAAAAGAAAAAAUGUCGCUGCUGCGUCGAAAUGUUAUUUAAAAUCGGUGCGAGCUCUGAUAAGUCGCGACAAGCGAUCGGCAACACGUCCUUCGCGAUGCCGAGCGAAAGCAACGAAAAGUGAAGAUGUCACCGUUUCGCAGAAAGAAAUCUGGGAGAUCCUUCCCCGUGAAAGUAUGCACCCUGGACGCGGAGCUCGAAUUCAAUCUGGAGUGGAGAUCUACAGGUAGGGAUCUAUUCGACCUGGUGUGCCGCACGAUAGGAUUGAGAGAAACGUGGUACUUUGGACUCCAGUACGAAGACUCGAAGGGUUUUAUCUCUUGGCUAAAACUAGAUAAGAAAGUACAGGAUCAGGGCAUUUCCCAGCAACCAACGACGCCGUUCAUGUUCUUGGCGAAAUUUUAUCCUGAAGAUGUAGCCGAAGAACUUGUGCAAGAAGUGACUCAACAUUUGUUUUUCUUACAAGUGAAGCAAGCUAUACUAUCUAUGGACAUUUAUUGCCCACCUGAAGCUUCCGUGUUACUUGCUUCUUAUGCUGUCCAAGCAAAGUAUGGUGAUUAUGAUGAAGUUUCAUAUCGCCCUGGAAUGCUUGCCAGCGAAGACUUGCUUCCACAGCGAGUUAUAGAUCAAUACCAAAUGACUCCAGAAAUGUGGGAAGACAGGAUAAAGAUUUGGUAUGCCGAUCAUCGUGGCAUGUCUCGCGACGAAGCAGAAAUGGAAUAUCUUAAGAUUACUCAAGAUCUCGAUAUGUAUGGUGUAAACUAUUUUCCUAUUAGUAAUAAGAAGGAGACGGAUCUUUGGCUUGGAGUAACAGCACUGGGAUUGAAUAUCUAUGAGAAGGAAAACAAACUAGCACCGAAGACUACAUUUCAAUGGUCGGAAAUUCGUCACAUCAGCUUUGAUGACAAGAAGUUUGUAAUCAAAACCGUGGAGAAAACGUCACCAAACUUCGUGUUCUUCUCGCAGAAAGUUCGCAUGAACAAAUUGGUAAAGAAACAGUCAGAUGUUGCCAACUGGGUGAAGAAUUUGAUAGCUUUAGGGUUGGACGAACAUAAUAGUGACAAAGCUGCUCACAUAUUAUUUGUUAAGAUCCUGGACCUGUGUAUUGGCAACCACGAUCUGUACAUGAGGAGGCGCAAACCGGACUCCAUGGAGGUUCAGCAGAUGAAAGCGCAGGCCAAGGAGGAAAAAUCGAGGAGACAAAUUGAGAGAAACAAAUUAGCACGAGAAAAACAAUUGAGAGAAGCAGCAGAGAGGGAAAAGGCUGCGAUGGAGCAUCGACUUUUACAAUACCAAGAGGAAAUACGUCUUGCAAAUGAAGCUCUUGUAAGAUAUGAUUGUAUAUAUAGAAGAUCUGAAGAGACUGCAGAUCUUUUAGCUGAGAAAAGCCGCGUAGCCGAAGAAGAAGCAAUGCUUUUAAGUCAGAAAGCAUCAGAAGCAGAACAAGAAAUUACGCGUAUACGGCUGAAUAAUAUGAAGACUGAAGAAGAGAAGGUCCACUUAGAACGAAAGACCAGAGAGGCUGAAUUAUUAACAGAAAGACUGGUCCAAGAGUCGGAGCGCAGAGCUGCUGAAGCGGAAAGAUUAAAGGACGAGCUGUUACGUGCAAGAGUCGCCGAGAAAGAAGCUAAAGAGAAGCUGCUGGAAUUCCUCAGUAGAAACGCCUACAUACCCGCUACCAUAACGCCUGUGCCAAAUCUAUUUCCCUCGACGCAAGUGCUUCCAUCAGAUCUACAGGCAGAUCUUCAAACUCUGCAGUUGGACGCAGAACCUCUACCACCUGAUUUAACAUCUUAUGAUCUUAUUGGCGAUGGAGACGUUGAUCAACUUUCAUUAGAAAUUGAAAAGGAACGAAGUGAUUAUUGGGAGAAAAGUAAAAAUUUGCAGGAACAGCUACGGGAGUUACGUUCCGAAAUUGAAGUUUUGAAAGUCGGUGAGAAGCAGAGUGAAUUAGAUCAACUGCAUGAGGAACAAGUUCGACUUGGUGAGAACAAAUACAGCACACUGAAAAAGGUGAAAUCCGGAUCUACUAAAGCUAGAGUCGCCUUCUUUGAAGAAUUGUAGUUUUUGAAAAACAAAAAAAAAACAAUUGUUGAUAGACACCCAUUGAAUGUAUGACUAGUAGUCAUAUAGUAAUUGAAUUUCGAAAAAUAAGAUCAUACAGACAUACGUACAUAUGUAAUACUCAAAAAUGUACUAUAUCACAGAGUGUUCCAUCCAGCUGCAUCAAAUAAUAACUAACAGAUUUCUCAAUGAAAUUGAAUUUUUUAACAAAAAUCUCUUAUUAAUAUAAAAAUUGAAUAUUGAAUUUACAUAUUACAAAUUACAAAACAUUCCAAUACAAAUAUAUAAGCACAAAAAAUAUUAAGAGUGAGUGCUAGGAAUCUAACCCUGCUAUUACUUUUACCAAUAAGCUAGCUAAUUUAGACUUUAUGUAUUAAUUCUUGAUUCUUUCAGUCAUUUAUAUGUAUUCAAAUGAGGCUACAUCUCUACUUCGAUUUUUUUAAUUUUAAGUGUUAUGAUAACAAUUUUAAGUGUUAUGAUAACAAAUUUUUUGAAAUUAUUUUAAUUUAAUAUAACAAUGGAAUACUCUGUAUAUAGAAUAUGUACAUUUUAUGCUAUUAUGAUACAAAAUUUUAGAUAAAUUUGCAUAUAAAUAUUUAGUUGACUUGCAUAUAUGAAUAUACUGCAUAUUUGCGAACAAAUCAAAAUAAAUUUAUUAUUUUCAUAUUUUACAUUAAAAACAGAUUCAUAUAUACACAUAUAUUUGUUUCACCGUGUAUUAUAAAUUCCAGUAGACACAUAAAUGUUUCGACAUUAUAUGGGCAUAUAUAUUAAAAUUAAAUGUGCAGGCAUAUAAUUAUGAUAGUUUUUGUUACUCUAAUUGGAUUAAUUAAUCCCUGUAGAUAAAUUUAUAAUAAUUUGGAAACGACAAGCUAUGUUUUCAUUAAAAAUAUGUAAUCAUUUCUGACAAUUUAUAUCAUCUCACUGACUCAUUAAAGUUAUAAAUUUAACAUGUUCAAUCCUGCCAAAUUGAUAUUUAACUAAAUAUAGUUACCUGUUCCUUUUUUCAUAUAAAUAGAGCAAUUUAAAUAUAAGAAAUAUAUAAAAUAUAGGGAUUUUCAAUAAGACAAGAGACAUCAAGGAUGGACUACCUUGUCAAUCAUAUAUGAUUAACAAAAUGUAAAUGAAAAUUUAUCUGUCAAGCUUGUGACUGAUGUGGCAAUCAAUGUGUUAAUAAGUAGGCACAACAUAUAUACAUAUAUAUAUAUAUAUAUAUAUAUAUAUAUAUAUAUAUAUAUAUAUAUAUAUAUAUAUAUAUAUAUAUAUAUAUAUGUAUGUAUGUAUGUAUAUAUGUUGUGCCUACUUAUUAACACAUUGAUUGCCACAUCAGUCACAAGCUUGACAGAUAAAUUUUCAUUUACAUUUUGUUAAUCAUAUAUGAUUGACAAGGUAGUCCAUCCUUGAUGUCUCUUGUCUUAUUGAAAAUCCCUAUAUUUUAUAUAUUUUUUUAUAUUUAAAUUGCUCUAUUUAUAUGAAAAAAGGAACAGGUAACUAUAUUUAGUUAAAUAUCAAUUUGGCAGGAUUGAACAUGUUAAAUUUAUAACUUUAAUGAGUCAGUGAGAUGAUAUAAAUUGUCAGAAAUGAUUACAUAUUUUUAAUGAAAACAUAGCUUGUCGUUUCCAAAUUAUUAUAAAUUUAUCUACAGGGAUUAAUUAAUCCAAUUAGAGUAACAAAAACUGUCAUAAUUAUAUGCCUGUACAUUUAAUUUUUAACAAUAUAAACAUGAUUAGAUACAUUUAUCACUGUUUUAAACAUAUAUAAUUAUAUUUUAUACAGGCUGUACAUGGAAUAUAUACAAUGUUUUAUAUAUAAUAUAUUCUAAUUAUAAACACACACACACACACACACACAUAUACACUUGUGUGCGUGUAUACAUAAGAAAUUCCUUUGUGGAUUUUUUUUUUUUUUUUUCUUCUUCUUCAUCUUCAUCCGAGUCAAACCUACAUGUUAUCUGUGAUUCAUAUAUACAUAUUGUUAUAAACAUUGGGUUACUCUAUUUUCGAGGUAUUCGCAAAUAUCAUAUUGAAUUAAGAUUUAAACACAUAUACACUUUAACUGCCCAUAUUAAUCGAGUUGUGCCUUAAAAUUAUCGUGUUAUGUGUCCAUGUAUAAAAUCAAUAAUUUGAGUGUUGUAUUAUUAUUGUAUAUGGAUACAUUAGAUACAAUGAAAAAUAAUAUGGAUCAGUAUUGUGUAUGACAUAAGAAAAUAUUUACAUCUGUAAAUAUUGUGGUUUCAAACUACCUGCUAUUAAUCGCUAUUAAUCAGUUUUGAAAUUUGCAUUGAGCAUAUUUUCCUUAUUUUUUAUUUAAAAUUAGAAUAGAAAAAAAAAUUAUAUUAAUUGGUACUUUUUGUAACGCUCAGUAUUUUAGAUAUGAUUAUUAAUAAGUACUGAUGCUUGAAUCUUAUAUGAUAUGAUUACAUUCUUUUAUCAUCGCGCGACAAUCGUAUAUAUAUAUAUAUAUAUAUACUAUACAUAUAUAUAUAUAUAUAUAUAUAUAUAUAUAUAUAUAUAUUGAUACCAGUGUAUCUAUCAAAUAGUAAAUAUUCCCAUUAUAUUUUUGGAUUUAUAUUUAUAUUAGUAUUUAAAUAAAUUUUAAGUUGAAACUUAUUCAAAUAUGAAGAGGAAUUGACAUUUCAUUGCGCAUAAAAACAAUUGCUUUAAACUACUAGAAACUAGUGUAUUUUUAAGAAAAAAUGUGCCUUAUUAUUGUAUUAUUUUAGGUAGUAUUUUAAUUUUUUAGAUAGUGAUUUGUACAUAAUAUGCAAUAGUCACUAUAAGCAUUUUAAUUAUAUUAGGAGCUCGAUAUUAAAAAGACGACCACAUUUAAAUUAUGUAUAAAUCUCUUGGAAUGUUAUUCAUUAUUCUUCAAUUCAUUGUAUGUUUUAUUGUGUCGCUAUUUAAUUGUGUAACUCUACAAUAAUGAUAUAAAUCUUUAAAAAUCUAA
This is a messenger RNA of Cataglyphis hispanica, 5359 nucleotides long. RefSeq names its product merlin (gene Mer). Gene Ontology annotation, molecular function: cell adhesion molecule binding; actin binding. Bases 476 to 2413 code for a protein of 645 amino acids. Gene Ontology annotation, biological process: positive regulation of protein localization to early endosome; regulation of cell shape; regulation of organelle assembly. Gene Ontology annotation, cellular component: plasma membrane; filopodium; adherens junction. The record is from RefSeq and is a predicted model, not a curated record. NCBI's taxonomy places the organism in Eukaryota, Metazoa, Arthropoda, Insecta, Hymenoptera, Formicidae. The transcript has 8 exons.